AUGUAAAAAAUUGAUAGUUUAGAACCCACUUAAGCUAUAGCCACGCAUUUUCUUGAUAUAUCAAAUAUUGAACAAUUAGUUUAGUACUUAGAAAAACUGCACUAAUAAACUAAGGUGGAAAAACAUCACACAGCCUUAUUACUAAAUUGCUACAUUAAAUUAAGGCAAUUCGACAAUUUUAUAGAGAAAAUAGAGAAGUAUGGGUUCGAAAGUGAACUAUUUGAUAUUGAAACAGCAAUAAGAGAAUGUCGAUCAUCCAAUUAUCUUGAUAUUGCAUUAAAAAUGGCAUCGAAGAAAAACAUCUACCAGGCCUGUCUCCAAAUAUAUAUAUUUGACAAAGCUGAAUGCGGAGCUGCACUAGAAUAUAUUAGAGACACAAUAAUAUUAGAAGAGAAAGCUACUUAUUUGAAGGAAUUUGGUCUUGAGUUAAUGAGGAGUGAACCUUAAUUUACUUUAGAAGUAAUCUAGAAUUUAAUCUUGUUAAUCAAUAUUGUAUAGAACCUAAAAAAGCAAUUUGAAUCAAGAAAGGGUAUUGAUUCAUUAGACAGGUUAACUUAAGAACAAUAGAAAGUUUGGAAGUACUUCAAUUUGAAUAAUGAUCAAUUAGCAAAUAUUUAUUCAAUUACAUUUUGCAAGCCUGAUGAAUUUUUACACAUAUUUGGAGGAUAUAAUAGUUAUUUAGAACGAUAUUUAAGAUUUCUUAUAGAAGAAUGCAAGAAUCUACCUAAUGAAAUGGCCAUAUUUCAUAGAUAUUUUAGUUAUCAUUUGGAGAGAUUCGAAAGAAAGGAAGAAGUAAAGGAAAGUGAAAAAAGAAUUAUGAGUUUACUGUUGGACGAUAAGAAUGAAUCAAAAUAUGAUAAAAAUCACUUGUUGGUGCAAUUCAAAAUUUACAAUUUUACAGAAGGAAUCAUAUGUUUAUUGAAGAAACUCUAAAUGAGAGAGGAACUCUUGAAUUUUUAUAUUACAAAGAAGGAUAAUGAAGAAAUAUUAAACUUAUGUACUGAGUAUGGCGAAUAAGAGUAAAACUUAUGGGUUUUAGCAUUGAAGUAUUUUGCUAAACCAGAAAACAAGGCUACUCAUUAUAUUCCAAAUAUACUGAAGGAAUUGAGUAAAUUGGAGUCUAUUUCUUCGUUUUUGAUCUUAGACAUUAUGAAGGAAAACAGUAAUGUGAAGUUUGGUCAAAUGAGAGAUUUCUUAAAGUAAUAAUUACAAAGAGAUUAUACAGAAAUUAAAGAUAAUUUGAAUGUGAUAAAAGAAAACAUGCAAUAAACAAGUGAGACUAGAACAGAAUUUUAAUAAUUAAAGACUCAAGCAUAGAUAUUUUCAUUCGGAAAGUGUACAGCAUGUGAUAAUGCCUUGGUUAAUCCAUCUUUUCAUUUCAUAUGUGGACAUCAAUAUCAUUAAAACUGCAUUUAAAUUGAAGACAAGAAAAGAAUAUGCAUGAGAUGCAAUUUGGAGAUUCAAAUGAUAUAAAAUAAACAAAAAGAAGUAGAUAAUUCAAAUGAAUAAAUGGUGAAUCUCAGAUCUAAAAUGCUUGAAACUAGUUCAAAGUUUGAUAUCAUUUCAAAAUAUAAAUGA
Messenger RNA from Paramecium tetraurelia, 1578 nucleotides. RefSeq lists its product as uncharacterized. Lineage: Eukaryota; Ciliophora; Oligohymenophorea; Peniculida; Parameciidae. The record is from RefSeq and is a predicted model, not a curated record. Gene Ontology annotation, biological process: intracellular protein transport; organelle fusion; vesicle-mediated transport. Gene Ontology annotation, molecular function: protein-macromolecule adaptor activity. The transcript is spliced from 3 exons. Gene Ontology annotation, cellular component: endosome; HOPS complex.